ACAUCAACAAAGAAAAUAUCUUUGGGGGCUGUCAGAUACAGAGUUUGACCAGUGUUGAGUAGUUGUUGCUCUGUGUAUUGUGUGGGGUGUUGUGUAGGAUGGCGAAACGUGCAGUCUGUGGGACGAUGCCCAGCUUAUUAAACAAUUCUGUUGAAGAUAAGAAUUUUUCGAAGAUAGAUAUUAUGACCGAAGAAUUUGUUAUUGGAAGAUCAUUACAGUCGUCUUUCGUCAUUCCCGAUCCAACACUGUCAAGGCGACAUUGUACAUUUCGGUACUCGGGCGAACAGUGGAGUGUCACAGAUGAGAGUACCAUGGGAACUUACGUUAAUGGGUUGAAAAUGACAAAAGGUUCAACAGUAAUACUGAAAGCUGGUGAUGACAUUCAGUUUGGGUCCAACAGUAAAUGGAAGUACACAUUUUCAUUCCUGUAUAAUCAUCAGAACAGUGAGGUUCUUGACGUGAAAAGGGCAAAAUUGGAUUCGGAUGAGUCCAUCACAGAAAACACUCCAACCUCUAUCCCAAAUGGUGAUGAAGAUACUGAAAAAAUAAUUGCUGGAAAAGUGGAAUUUGAACAGGAAAGGGAUAAAACCUCGGCUGAAUUCCUAGAUAAACAGAAUAGUUUGAUUGAUAACGAGCUUGAAGUCAAGAAACAAACAGAUAGUGAACAGGAAGUGAAAAACAACAGAAAUGAAUUUGAACAACAGUGUAGGAUAUUAAAGGAACAGGGAGAUCUAAAGCAGCUACUGGCUCAGGCACAAAAAUUAACAGAGAAACUUAAAAGUGAGCGGGCAAACAUCCAAGCAGCUCUUCUUGAGCGUGACCAACAGCUUCAGAAUUUGAAGAAAAUUUCAAACCAGGAGGUACUGACUUUGAAGAGAAAGUUGAAGUCGAUGAAAGCACGUCUGGCUGAGAAAGAAAAACAAGAAGGCGAGAAUGCUCGUCACCUGGAGGAAGUGACUACUCGCACAUUACGAUUAGAAGAAGAAGGGAAAAAACGGGAGGAAAACAAUCAGAUGCUCAUGGAAAGUCUGUUGCGGGAUGUUGAUGAGCGGGAGGAGGCAGCAAAACGUCGCCUUAAAGAAGCAUUGGAAAACUUGCAUCAUGACAAGGCUGCAAUUGAAAAUGAGAUAAAAGAGAAAUCAGAAGCAAAAGAAGAUGUUGGGAAACUAACUGAGGAAUUAGAGAAAGUGAAACAGAAUUUAAUCAUUGUUGAUCAGAAAAGAGAAAUGUUAGAAAAGGAAUUAAGUGAAGCUGUGCAGUCAGCUUCUGUUAAUACACUCCAGGCACGAGAAGAAAUUUUGCACAAUUUUGGAGAACUGAUGGAAACAGAACUGCAAUGUAGUAUAUGCAAUGAGUUGUUUGUGGCUGCUACAACUUUAACGUGCAAUCACACAUUCUGUAAGUUUUGCAUAAGUGAGUGGAAAAAAAAGAAAAAGGAUUGCCCUGUCUGCAGGAAGCCAAUUUCUGCAGAGUUCAGGUCACUUUCACUUGAUAAUUUUAUAAACAAGAUGGUGGAAAACCUUUCGGAUGAUAUGAAGAAGAGGAGACAGGAGUUAAAAGAUGAAAGACAAGCUUUGUGUGACAAGAAUAAAAAUAGAAAUGAUGGUGCAAGUGGAAGCAGAAAUGGAAUUGGAAAUGGAAGUGGAGAAAGGCGGCGUGUACGGUCUACUCGACGCACUACAGCUGAAAGCAUUCCAAGACCAAGGCGACGCCAGCCAUUACCUGCUGUUGUCGAAUCACUAUCACCCCCAGCUGAAAUAGUUACUGUACAUUUAUCAGACUCCUCAAAUGAUUCAGAAGAGGAUAGUGAGGAUUCAUCACCAAUAACGAGUGAUUCAAGUGAUUCUUCAUAUGCUGAAGGUGUGACUGGAAGCUUUUAUGGUGGAUAUGGAAACUGUUUCCAUUGUGGGAGACAUGGGCACUGGGCCAAUGGAUGUCCUGAUCUCUUUUGAAUACACCUCCACAUCAAAUGUCUGGUUGUUGUUGUACCACACAGUAAAUUUAUGCAGUAGCUUAGCUCUGUAAUGCAUAAGUUAUUAUAAGUUAUGCACAAUAUUCUGUAUUUUAUCAAACAUAACUUGAACUGCUGUGAUUUUAUUUAUUUUAUUGUUUUGGUUUACGGAUGUAGUAUUGUGAUAAACUGAAAUGUUAACUACAUUUUUAUGUGCUGUGGUAUUUGCAUUAUUACUGCAACAAUAACACACUGAUUUUAUUGUAAAUCCUUCAUAUGAAAACUUAAAAUGCAUUGUUAAGUAUCCCAUAUGAUCACAAAAAUGUUAGUUUGAACUUUAUUAAAUAUCAGUCUUAAACAUCCCAUCGUCUGUGAUUA
Messenger RNA from Schistocerca piceifrons (Central American locust), 2329 nucleotides. RefSeq names its product E3 ubiquitin-protein ligase rnf8-like. The record is from RefSeq and is a predicted model, not a curated record. The transcript is spliced from 12 exons. Bases 99 to 1952 code for a protein of 617 amino acids. Gene Ontology annotation, molecular function: histone binding; ubiquitin protein ligase activity; zinc ion binding. Gene Ontology annotation, biological process: double-strand break repair; ubiquitin-dependent protein catabolic process; protein K48-linked ubiquitination. Lineage: Eukaryota; Metazoa; Arthropoda; Insecta; Orthoptera; Acrididae. Gene Ontology annotation, cellular component: cytosol; ubiquitin ligase complex; nucleus.